Messenger RNA from Pungitius pungitius (ninespine stickleback), 8081 nucleotides. It is a transcript of the gene adamts17, whose product is annotated as ADAM metallopeptidase with thrombospondin type 1 motif, 17. Gene Ontology annotation, biological process: extracellular matrix organization; proteolysis. Gene Ontology annotation, molecular function: metalloendopeptidase activity. The transcript is spliced from 22 exons. Bases 1632 to 4649 code for a protein of 1005 amino acids. Lineage: Eukaryota; Metazoa; Chordata; Actinopteri; Perciformes; Gasterosteidae. The record is from RefSeq and is a predicted model, not a curated record. Gene Ontology annotation, cellular component: extracellular matrix.
GACGUGUCAGAAAUUGGAAUUUGCUUGAUUGAAUCGAUAAUGUUUUUUCAUGUUUGUUCAUCGGUUACCACCUCCUCAAUGGAUGCCAGCAUACACUCCUUGACGGUCUCUGAGUCUGUAAAUGGCUUUUUCUUUUUGCCCAAUAUCCAUGCCACUCGUAACGAUGCCGCAGUUGCUCUCUCUUGAUCUGUACAGACUCGAAACAAAAUGCCACGUCUUUGCUCGUAACAAGAUUGAAGCCCCGUUAUCUUCUGCCUCCGAGCAGCAGAGCCCGGUGGGAAAGUAGCAUCGAAGUUAGCAUGCGUUGUCUUGUAAUCCCUUCUCAAAUUAUACUCUUUGCACACGCCGAGGCACUCGUUGCAGAUUAAGCACACAUGAUUCUUAUCAACUGCAACAAACGCAUAUUUCUCUUUCCAUUCAUUGUUGAACUGCCUGUUCUCAGAGUCAACUUUUCUUUUUUUUAAAGUAGAGACAGACAUUUCUUCGUGUUAGCUAAUCUUUCAUGCCUAGCUUGAAAGAAUGUCAGAGUGGUCAGAGCGCGGCACUAGCGCGCGAACGGGCGACUUUGAUUUGUCACGUGUGGUCCCCCAAAAUAUGUGUCCGGCCGAAACAGGUAGAUAUUCUACCUGGCUGAAAGGGGUGCCGCCUCCUACUGUACCAAGGGCCAGUAUAAAAUCCCUCAGGGGCCGGACCCGGCCCGCGGGCCCGGCCCGCGCGCCAAUUGAAUAGCCCUGGCCUAGACCAUGGGCGUCAAACUUAUUUCAGGGUCAGGCCAGACAUCUGACCCACUGGACUUGAGUUUGACACAUGUGCCUUAGACCAGUGUUUCUCUGGGGUCGCGACCCCCGGGCCUUUGCAUGGGAAAAUAAAAAAAAAUCCUCCUGUGUUUUUAUUUUGAAGGGACAGCGGAGUGUCGGUUUUUUUCCGGCUCGUCCGUCCAGUCAGCGCGGCAAUUACAACGCUAGCACCAUCCCCCCGUCGUCAACACCGCUAGCACUGUGAUUAUAAAAUAACGUCACAUUCUGCUUUGUUUUAGGGAGCCGGGAGGAAGCACCAUCAAGCUGAAGAACAAUUCAGCUACUAAAUAUUCUGCAACAUCUUGAAGUUACAUUUAAAAUAGCUUGUAACAGCAUCUUUAUCCUAUGCAAGAGAAAAUAAAAAGUCGUUAAGUAAGUUAAUACAUGGGUUUGCCUCUGUUUGUAUCUAUUGUAUUGAUUGCUUACCUCUAUUACAUUUAUCUAACAGUUCAGGGCUUACUGAUUUGAAUUUACUGAGGUUAACAAUAUCGUCCGAAAUGAGAUGGAAUAAGAAGAUUCACGCUUGGUUCAGCCUUUGCAGGCGUUGGAGGACCCAGCUCUUGUAGACCACAAAGGCCUCGUGUGGAUACAGCCCAGCAAAUGAGACCCAGCUGUUGUGCAGGGAACGGAGAUGACGUGACUCACUCCAUACGGUUCUGGGUGGUACUAACGUGACCUCACGGGAGGACGGCCAGGCUGUGGAGGCGUGUCCUGAGCUACAAGUCAUCCAGGCUGAAUUACUGAAAGUUCUCCUACAUAAGGAAAAACUGCACCGUGCUACCGGUGCCUUGGUAAACGCUUCUGUCCCCUGCCUGUCGCGUGCUCCACCGCAACAUGCACAACAGCCACGUCACGCAGGCGCUCCUCUCCAUUCUUUGCAUCGGAUUGAGUGCCCAGUCUGACCAGGAGACUGAUGAAGUGGUCCCUCGGCUGCUGUCGGGUCAAGAGGUGCACCUGUCCUCUGCCCGCUCGGCCAGUCCACUGCGGCGCCGCGGGCAGCGCUCAACGGACGCCCCGAGGGGAGGACCCUCCGACCCGGCCCGGAUCAUUGUGUCCCUGCCUGCCUUCGGAAUGAGGCUGUAUUUAAAUCUUACGUGGGACAGCACGUUUGUCUCUGGGGACUUCGUGGUCGAGGAGAGACGCGGAGACCAGAGCGUAGCGUUUAGCCGCUUGUCCAAGAAGCAGCUGUGCUUCUAUUCCGGCUCCGUCAUCAACCACACGGGUUCUGUGGCGUCACUGAGCACGUGUGGUGGCCUGACUGGGCUCAUUCAGAUUGGGGAGGACCGUCUAUUCAUUCAGCCAGUGGGAAAAAAUGGCCCCGAUCAGUCCUUCUCGGGAGUGAAACACUGGCUGCUGCGACUCCAACGCUCUGCCAAGACCAGCUCUGCUCCAGAUGGCAACUGCUGGAUUGUACGAGGAAAGGAGAAGAUGUCAAACAUAGGGGAGGAGGGUCGCGGGAAGAGAAACGUCAUUCACCUGCAGGAAGCAUACACUGUGGAGACGGUGGUGGUUGCUGACUCUAAUAUGGUGCAGUACCACGGAGCUGAGGCUGCACAGAGGUUCUUGUUGACAGUCAUGAAUAUGGUCUACAAUAUGUUCCAGCACAAGAGUCUGGGAGUCAAGAUCAACAUUCGUGUUACCAAGCUGGUCAUUCUUCACAGCCGCCCCGAACAGCUAAAGGUGGGUCAUCAUGGAGAGAGGUAUCUGGAGAGCUUCUGCCAUUGGCAGCAUCGAGAAUUUGGGAGGUUGCGCUUUCCUGGUACCGACCAUUUCCCUGGUGGAUGGGAAGACAUACCUCCAGUGGACACUGCUGUGCUGGUCACUAGGACAGAUUUCUGCGUUCAUAAAGAUGAACCCUGUGAUACUGUUGGUAUUGCUUAUUUAGGGGGUGUCUGCAGUGCCAAAAGGAAGUGUGCGUUAGCAGAAGACAAUGGACUCAAUUUGGCUUUCACCAUUGCUCACGAGUUGGGACACAACAUGGGUAUGAGCCAUGAUGACGAUCACACCACCUGCACUGGUCAUUCCCACAUCAUGUCUGGUGAAUGGAUUAAAGGUAGAAACCCCAGUGACCUGUCCUGGUCCUCCUGCAGCCGCACUGACCUGGAGAACUUCCUCAGGUCCAAAGCCAGUGCGUGCUUACAGCAAACAGACUCCAGGAGCCGUUACCAUAUCCGCCUUCCCCCCAAGCUACCGGGCAUGCAUUACAGCGUGGAUGAACAGUGCCAGAUACUGUUUGGAACCAAUGCCAGUUUUUGCAGCAAUAUGGAGCACCUGAUGUGCGCUGGACUGUGGUGUUUAGUGGAGGGAGAAGCAGACUGUAAGACCAAACUGGAUCCUCCCCUGGACGGAACAGAGUGUGGGGUAGAUAAAUGGUGCAGGUCCGGUAAGUGUGUGAAUAAGACUCCCAUCCCUCAACAUGUGGACGGUGACUGGAGUCCAUGGAGCCAGUGGAGCAUGUGCAGCAGGACCUGUGGUACUGGAGUCCAUUUCAGACAGAGGAAAUGUGACAACCCUCCGCCUGGUCCUGGUGGACAACACUGUCAGAAGGCCAAUGUGGAGCACAAGGCCUGUGAACGUCCUCCCUGUCCCAAUGGGGCUACAGGCUUCAGAGACCAGCAAUGUCUGUCCUAUGACCGACAUGGCAGCAAAAACAAAGGCUUGCUGACUGCUAUUAUUAAUGAUGAGAAGCCUUGUGCGUUAUUUUGCAGCCCAGUGGGUCGAGAUGUCCCGGUCUUGAUGGCUGAUAGAGUGAUCGAUGGGACGCCCUGUGGACCAUAUGAGGCUGACCUGUGUGUUAACGGAAGAUGUCAGAGAAUUGGCUGUGAUGGCAUCAUCGGCCCUACAGCCAAAGAAGACCACUGUGGUGUAUGUAACGGAGAUGGGCGCUCCUGUAAGAUAGUGAGCGGAAAUUUCAACCACACCAAAGGAAUGGGGUACAUUGAAGCAGUCAUUAUUCCUGCAGGAGCCAGGAGGAUUAAAGUUGUUGAGGACAAACCAUCACACAGCUUUCUAGCUCUGAGAGACUCAAUCAAGAGGUCCAUCAACAGUGACUGGAAGAUUGAGCUUCCUGGAGAAUUUGAGCUGGCUGGAACUACGGUACACUACGUUAGAAGGGGACUGUGGGAGAAGAUGUCUGCCAAGGGACCCACCAAGACACCCUUACACCUGAUGGUGCUGCUCUUUCAUGACCAGAGCUAUGGGAUCCACUAUGAGUACACGGUAUCUCUGAACACAACUCAGGACAGUGACACACAUCUCUACAUCUGGACUCACAGCAGCUGGCAGGACUGUACUGUCAAAUGUGGAGGAGGUGAGAGGAGGACAGCAGUUUCCUGUAUGAGAAUAGCCAAUAAAACCAUGGAAGUGGUCAACAAUAGCUACUGUCAUCCUGAAAACCGACCACUACCCCAAGUACGACUCUGCAACUCUCAGCCCUGUCAGUACCGGUGGUUGACCGGAGAGUGGGGAUCCUGCUCCAUCACAUGUGGUAAAGGCCUUCAGCAUAGGGAGGUGGUUUGUGUUUACCGUCUACAGAAUGGCUCACUCAUCCACACCGGGGACCUGUACUGCCAAGAAGGAAAACCUCCUGUCCUUCAAGCCUGUGAGGGCCACCUCUGCCUCGCCAUGUGGGAGGCUUCAGAGUGGUCAAAGUGUUCAUCAGACUGUGGUCAAGGUGUUCACAAACGGACAGUGUCAUGUACAAACCCUCAGGGUGUAUGUGAUCCUUUUUCCCGCCCCAAAGAAGAGGAGCCCUGUGAGGACCAUUCCAAAUGUUAUGAAUGGAAGACGGGAGACUGGUCUAAGUUUGCUGAUGGGAUUCCCAGAGUUCUUUCACCAGAGAUGAGCUCAUGAAAAUCCAGGGAACAACUCUAGCGUUACUUCCAACUUUGUGGUUCUCGCACACCGCUGCCAGGCAUCUUUCUUGUCAACGUGCGCUCACUGUACUGCAACAAACUGGACGGACUUCAGCUGCUGAUUAAGACUUUUCCGUUUUGUGCUUCACGGAGACCUGGUUCUGUGGAUCGAUACCGGACUGCGCGUUCUAGCUGGCAGGCCUCCAGCUGCUCAGAGCGGGCCGUGACUCAGAGCUCUCUGGCAAGAAAAAAGGGUGGAGGAAAAUAUGCUUCAUUCAUCCUGAUUGGUGGUUACAUGCCGCCGUCGUGAAAGAGGCGCACUGGGACACUCGCCAACCAGAUACGGUGUGUGUAGCUGACCAACUCGGACUCCUUAGUUAAUGUCCUUGGGGACUUAUACAAAGGUAAUCUCAGCCACGAACUUCCUAAAUAAAAACUGUUACAUCAUAGUAAACAGGGCUUAUCACAUCGUCCCUCGUGCUGCGCUUGGGACACACUGACCACGUCAUGGUACAUCUGAUUCCUGCAUACAGGCAGAAACUAAAGCUCUGCAAACCUGUGGUGAGGGAAUUCAAGAAGUGGACCAGUGAGGCGCUGAAGGACCUUAUGGCGUACUUGGACUGCACAGACUGGGAAGUUUUCAAGAUGAGUUCACAGAGGUUGUGACUUCUUACAUUGGCUUCUGUGAGGACAGCUGUAUACCAUCUUGCACCAGGGUGAGUUAUAACAACGACAAACCCUGGUUUAUAGCAGAACUCAGAAAGCUACGACUGCAGAAGGAUCAGGCAUUUAAGUAUGGAUCAGUCUCAAUAAUUGCAAAUGCACACAGAACGACACACAAAUGCACAAGAGAAGAUUCACAAAUGCGCACGGAACAAUUCACAAAUGUAUUUGGUUUACAAAUGUAAACAGCAGGAUUUACAAAUACAUUUCAAUGCACACAUGAAUAAAUUACGAUUGACAUUUGUUUGUGUAUGUGUAUGCCUAUGUUUGUGGAUCGCUUCACAUUUGUGUGUGAGUUUUUUGACUCGUCGUACGUAGCAGAUCCACAAAUGUUGUUUUUUUCUAAAUGGACGUAUCUGAAGCCAUUGAGAUGUUGCCCUUAUUUUCAAUCACAUGAGCGCAGCUCCUCCCUCCCAUCUCCAGAAGACAGAUCAACGUUACAACUACGCCUUUGGUGGAGGCGAAGCGACAGGUAAGAGGCGUCUGGUACUGGUGGCGCUCCUGCUACCAGUGUAAGUGAAUCAUAAUUAAUGCACCCUGCCACUUGUUGUAAGUCAUGACAUGUACUUGAACCAUGAAUUUUUAGUUUUAAUAAAUUUUAAUGUCAGCGGAGAUAAUUCCAAGAAUUAUUUGAAACUUCUUAGUCAGUUUAAACUUGUAGCUCCAUGUGUGUGGCUAACAUUAGCUAGCUAACUAAAGGUUCCCUAAAUUGGUUGGAAUAGUUUACGUUAGCUCCAUAUGCGUGGCUAACAUUAGCUAGCUAACUAAAGGUUCCGCAAAGUGGUUGAAAUAGUUUGCAUUAUCCUAAACUGGUCAUUUGCGGCAUCAGCUUGCUUCGGGUGUUUGUUCCAAGGAUCGCCACCAAAACUUGUAAUUUAUACAUGUCAAGAAUUUACUUUUCAGCCAACCUUUAAUACCAUUAAAUCACCUGAAAACAAAACAAAAACUAAAAACAAGGAUUUAGGACGCAGCGUGCAAACAUACAUGGCCAAUAAACCUGAUUGUUUCUUUACGUUAACUAGCUAACGUGUCAAAAAUGUCACUGUCAAGACAAGAAAAACAGACUCUGGAAUGGCAGCGGAUUUUAUUGCAUAGUUUUAUGAGGAGCCGUUUAGGACUUAACUACUGAGACACUCUCACACACACUACUGAGACAUUCAACACUCUCACACACACUACUGAGGCACUCUCACACACACUACUGAGACACUCAACACACACACACUACUGAGACACUCUCACACACAAUAUUGAGACACUCUCACACAGACUAUUGAGACAGUCAUGCCAUCUCACUAGUGUGCGUGAGAGCAUCUCACUAUAUAACGUGAGAGCAUUUCACUUUACAACAUGGGAGCAUAUCACUAUACAAUGUGAGAGAAUCUCAGUUACACCGGAAGGCGGAAGCAAAGAGCGCUGAUUUUGAACAACGCAAUGCGCCAAUCAUACAUCCUUCCUUCAUAUGCCUUGAAGUCCGGGCUCGCCCAUCCAAGUUUAUAAAUACUACCAUAUUCAAGGGACGGAAUGUCAUUUUAGGACGUUUUCAGGCGAAAAAUUAGGUGUUUAAGCAACAUUUCUCUGGUUGGUUUGUUAACAUUCAGCCAUCGUAAAAAUUUCCAUGGAGGAUGUCGGAGAUGUGAGGUGUAGUUAACGGGACCAUCUGAUGCCCCCAGCACCGGGCGGUCAGCCUCAUCUCACGCCGCAGACAGCAGCCUGUUCUCGGCCAGACUUCUGUGAAAUGCUCCGCUUCGAUCUACUUUUCCGUAGCGGUUAUAUAUACGAUAUUAUAACUAGGAUGAGGGUUCAUAACUUUUAUUCGGAGACUGGUGUUUACCGGCUAUUUUGCGAGCAGAGUUUAAAUUCAUAACCUUAAUAAACUAUACAUAAACUAUACUGUAUCCAUAGUGUGCACGCUUGUUGUACUGUCUAUCAUUGGGCAAUAAAACUAACCGUAUCUUAAUUAAAGGUCUUGUUGGGAGACCGUCAUGGAAACCGGCAGCAGGACAUCAGCUUCAAAGCGACUUCAAAGGAUAAUAAUCGAUUAAAUAAUACAUUAAAAUCCAAAUAUUAAUUAAUGAAUAUAUAGUAUAGUGCGCUUGUAUAUAUACUGUGGGUUGUACAGUAGUUGAUGUUAGAAGCCUCUAAUCCAUUUAUUUAAAAAUGCCAUUUUAAAUUCAUCUCAUAGCACGUUAUUUUUAGCUCUCUUUAGAUGUGGUGUAUACAUUUACUUAACUUGCACUACAAUGAUCGUAAUAAUUUAAUGAAUAAGCUUCAAGUGAACUGUGUGUUUGAGUGUGUCUGAGUGUGUGCGUGAGUGUAGUAAAGAGUUCUGAAGCUAAAACAAAUCUUUAUUUAAAAAAAAAAAAAAAUGUCUUCAAGGAGAAACCUGUACUUUCUGAAAUAUUUUUGCAAUGUGAAUUUGCAGUUCUGUUUUAGAAUAACAGGUUUGGAAAUUAAAGUUUAAUGCAGUUUUUUUAUCCGAUUCAUCAAAAAAAUAAUCGACUGAUUAAUUAUCAAAAUAAUCGUUAGUUGCAGCCCUAUAUAUUUUUGUUUAAUAAUGUUAUAUAAUCUACUAGUCAUUAGUCACUAGGCCUAUUUAAAUUGUGUAGGUAAUAUGUUGUUUGUGUGUGUAACCUACAUAGGCUAGUAUUACGUUUUAGCUACAGUUCACCUGUAAAAUACCUAGUGCGAGCUAGCAGAUCAAAUU